CUACUCUUAAAGCCCACAAGACACAAUCGUGUGACAGCAGCGUAAUACUCCAGACAGGAGAGCAUGAUCGGCCAUGAGACGCCUCAUGUCUCAAGGGCACAUUUAACGGCUAAUGAAGCAUUCUUCAGCACGGAGAAACGGAUUCUACUGGCGCUUUAAGCACCCAGGAUUAAUGCGAGUCAUUUAGAGAGACAGAGAAAGGCCUGAAUCAUUCACAGCAGGGAACUGUUUAAGUGGCCACCUUGCUUUGGACAGGCAUUAGCCAGGAAUGGUGGAUCACUUGCGUCUUGAUGAAGAGACUUUCUUUCCUUACACUUGUUUGCUGCCAGCCCAUAACCCAUCGGAUAUGGUGACAGACGAGGGGGUGUACCAUAUGCUUCCAUCUCCAUUCUCAGAGGAUAACCUGAGUGACUCAUCUAGCCCACGUUCCUGUUCCAGCCCUGAGUCUCAGGGGUUGGGCUCUAGUUGUGGGAGUAACUCGAGUGGAGAGAGCCAAGAUGGCCUCCUUGACUUCCUUCACUCUCAGUCCCUAACCUUGAGCCAAAACUCCUCACCCUUAAUAUCUCCCAUGGUUCCUCCUGUCCUUCCAAUGGGGCUGGCUUGGGAGUCACGACGGGACCGUGCCAAAGAGGAGUGCUUUGAGUUCCCUGUUUUCCCUGGAGACUUGGAGGACCAUGCGGGGCUACUGUUUCAGCCCACUCUGGAGGAGAUUGAGGAAUUCCUGGAAGAAAACAUGGAGGUGGUGGCUUUGAAGGAGGAAGCUGGCGAGGGUCUAGUAACCUGUGCAAGCAUCCAAGGAGCUACAGAACCUCGGGCUCAAAGCUUAGACCAAACAGUGCCUGUCUUGAGUGACAUAGUUGAUGCCAACUCUGAUCCCAAAAGUCCCACAGUAGGGACCUCAACAAAUCCUCAGAGCUCGUUGAAAAGGGAGGACUCUUCUGGGAAGGUUGUGAUGGUGGAGAGUCCUAGCAUGCCUGUGAUUCUACAGCUUCAGCCCAUUCAAGUGAAACAGGAAUCAAGCCCUAAAACCCCAUCCCCCUCAUCGCCAACACCACCUGCUUCGGACAUCAAAAUAGCCCAGCUCCUCGUCAACAUCCAGGGUCAAACCUUUGCUCUGGUUCCUCAGGUGAUCCCACCAGCCAGCCUUAACAAUUCUUCCUCCAAGUUUGUCCGCAUUGCCCCAGUUCCCAUUGCCGCUAAACCCUUAGGUCUUGGGGAGAACGGGACAGGUGACGGCCAGGGCACAGGGCUUGUAGUUGGGGGUCAUAAAUUCCAGAAGAGCUUGGUAGCUGAUCUUAUAAAAAUGCACAAGUGUACUUUCCCUGGCUGUGCCAAGAUGUACACCAAAAGCAGCCACCUUAAGGCCCACCUGAGGAGACACACAGGCGAGAAACCAUUCGCCUGCACUUGGCCUGGCUGUGACUGGAGAUUCUCCCGGUCGGACGAGCUAUCGCGGCAUCGCCGGUCUCACUCUGGAGUGAAGCCCUACCAGUGCCCCGUCUGUGAGAAGAAAUUUGCCCGCAGUGAUCACCUGUCCAAACACAUCAAAGUCCAUCGCUUUCCACGAAGCAGCAGGACAGCGCGCACUGCACACUGACCCUGCAAACCCCCCACCGUGGAGACACAGAGAUAGAAAGAGCAAACCAACCAACGAAAGACUUGUGGUACUGUGAUAAUUUAUUACUUGAGGCUCGGAUGAGCUGAAGAAGAGUUUGUUUUGAAACUGUUACUUGACUCGUCGGCCUCACAGAUUCGUAGAUUGUAUUUUUGUAGCGUUCAACGAUUGUUUUCUAUGUUUUCGAGAGCAAGUGUAACGUUCAAAGCAUUUUUUUUCCCGAUGUGUGAAUUGUUGAUGUAUCUGCCCGUCAUCAACAUUCCUUGUUUAAUAUCAUGAUAAAGUUGCUUCUUUUUGCCAUCGUAACGUGUUUAGCUUCUCUAAACCAAAAAAUCAAACAAAGAAACAAACUGGAGUUCAUUUGAGCUACUGAUCAUUGGUACCUAGUGGGCACCUUGAUGUCAAAACAUACAUACACAUGUCUACAUUUCUGGAGAGUGCAAAUUAUAUAGCUAGAGGUAUGUCUGGCUACAUUUUGUCUUUAAAAUGAAAGCUACAGGGUGGUAUGACACCGCCAACGGCUUCCGUCAUUUUCACGCUACCAGCUAACCGCUUACCUCCGUAUGGACAUUUUUUCCGGUGUUGCCAGUUUGCUCAGUAGCUUGUCGCAUACGUCGAUGGACUUGGUGUGCGGAGCGGAGUUGACUGCAACAUCAGGGUUCGAGUCCGACGACAAAACGGUUCCAGACACCAGGUAAAACAAAAGCAAAAGUAAAAUAAACAACAGGCUGAAAACGACAUGGUAAAAUGCCUUAACAGCUUUUCUUUUUUAGAUUGCUUUUGAAAACAAUCUGGUUGGGUUCAGGGAAACCAAACGGUUGGGUUUAGGGAAAGGGGUGAGUGGGUGGGUUAGUCGGUCGACAGCAAGCUGGCCUGGUCGGCUGAAGUUCGCUUGAGUGUGCAUGGCGAAUGUGACAUCAUCGAGGUGUUUGUGGAGGUUUGCUUUGGGUGCAUGCGACAUGCUUUCGGCUGACGGAGAACACAAAAUUUUUUGAGACUCAAGUGAACAGUGCGCGCAGCGCCACGUUUGAUUUGAGUUAAAAAUGAAUCACUUUGAUGAGAUUUUGUCUGAAAAUUAUUGGCUAGAAAUUGCAACAGCCGUGAGAAAGGAAGAAGGUUUUUGUUAAAAAGUAGAAAAACCAGAGGUAUAAGUUUGUUAAAACCAAAAAGAGAGGUCAUGGCAAAAGUGGAGACCCAUGUGGUUUUAAUAAACAUUUACAGAAUAUAUUUUUCCACCAUUUAUAGGUUUACCACUGAUGUAUUUAUUACAGUUUUGAAUUUAAAACAAUUUAAUAGUUACAAAACUAAUAUGAAGGAACAAAUAAUUUCUUUGAUAACUGGAAAUUAAUAUAUGAACCUAUCAGUUUACAAUAUACUGAUGCUCUGUUUUUCUAGGCUUUAGAGGACAGAAACUAACCAGACAGUAAUGUGCGAAUUGUGGGCUAAAUGUGAGCUAAAUCUAAAAAAAGCUAUCAGUAUUGUUUAGCAAAUGUACUUUUUUUUGUUAAGCAGCCUAUGUUCUGUUGUCAUUUAUAUAAACUUUAAUAGGUAGAACUGUCCGAGAUAUGAACAAAAGCAAGUGAUGCAUCAAAGUUUAAUUUAAAAAAAUCUUGAAUGGUUAUAAAAAUAUUUAUAAUGAUUAAAAUAAUAAUUUCUAAAAAUAAUAAAAAUAGUUUAAAAAUCUUGCAUAAUAUUAAUGAUAUGAUGUAGUUCCGGAAACUUCCUACUUUUAUGUUUCUCCAUCUGAUUUUACGAUCGCUUUCUUUUGAGCAACCCCUGUCAUUUAAAGAAUAUCUCAACGGUGAAUGCGUCAAUUAUAAAAGUCUUGUCCAUUUCGUGAGGUGCGUGCUCAGUCAGCAGACUUCCGUAAUGCAGCGCCAGGCGAAAGUGUAAAUCAGCCAUAAGAGAAAUUUGAGAUCAUCAAAAAGCGCACACAGUGGCAUCUGGUGGAUUUCCAAAAACAAAAACUACGAGCAGACGUACCUCCAGUUACGAAUUUCACUGUUCCCAGAUAUGUAGACCUGAGUGUGUCCCAAUGAGUCUGGAUGGUAAAAAAAUGUCAAAAAUGCUAAUUGAUUUUAUGUUUAAAUCUUGACGUCCAUUUGUCAUCCACACACUGAUGCCAUUUCGACCACCGAAAUCACGACAGAAAAGUAUUGUGAUAUUAAAACUACAAAUGUACACUGGAGUUUGUAUCCCUGCUAUGUAAACUACCUUGAUUUCAAAAUGACAUCAAAUGGGUUAUAUGCACAGCUGGUGUUUUUCAGCCAAUGAUGAACUUCCGGUGAAGUUCCGGUGUUUAUGUGACUAUUUUCAAUUCCAUUACAGGAUUGAUGUUGUAAUUCAAAUAUAUUCAGUUAAAUAGACUUAAGCAUCCAUUUGGUUGAGACGAAAGAGAUAAAAGACGCUAUUUUAAACACAGGUGCCGAAAAUUUGAAAUACUAUAGGGGAAAAUAUAAUUUAAUGCAGUGCUUCUUGUUUUGUCUGACCCACUUUAUAUCACAUUUCAGCAAGGUAGUGAAGAUUGCUGUUUUUUUAAAGAAAUCAGAUCUUAAACGUGGUGAUUUUGCAUGGGAUGACAAUUCACCGGAAGCCCUGGGGCUAGCUGGCUGACAUUAAACAUCUGUGUGCAUAUAGGCCAUUGACGUUUAAUAUUGGCGUCAAAGAACACCUAAAAAUAAAUUGAGGUGUUUUUCGACUUUAAUGUUGAAUGUCAAUGUAAUGUCGUUUUGACAUCAAGAUAGCAUUUUUGAUUUUUAAAAAAAUAUUUUUUGCCAUCAAGGUGCCUGCUGGGUAGGACUGUGCCAUUAUAAGCUAUUGGCAAACAUGGAGGCUUUUCCUCUUGACUUUCAGUUGUAUGCCUGCAAACUGUGAAGGACAGACCAUAUAGCGAAAUCAACCGAAGUCAAAACACGCACAUUUGUUGGAUGUGAAUCGGCCUUCUGAUCAGUAUUGAAUUGAUCUUCAUUUCAUUCUUCAUUUUUGUCAUUUCAUUGGUUGCUUUCAUCCAAAAAAAAAAAAAAAAAAAAAUAGCUUCUGGGCCUUUCUCUAAUCUAAACGUUCACAAUGGGGGCCAAGGCAUUUGUGGUUGAAUGCUUGCGGUUUGAAGAGAUUUUCAACACGUUUUGUCUGAGAAAUAUGAUAGUGAGUCAAUAGCUAAGCUAGGUUAAUACAGACGUAUCAACCCUUCGUAACCUGCCUCAAACAGUCCUUUUGACCUGGGACUACUACACUAUCUGCCAAAAUGACAAGCUUGAACGACAGAAACUGGAAUUGCAAGGUGCUAACCGGUCUGAACCGCGAGCUCCUGCACACACAGGGGACGCUUGCAGGUCAAAUCCUCAUGCAUGGGAAGUGAAGUCUGGGACGCAUCUGGAGCUCUUCAUGGGAACUGUAGUCAUGGGCACAGCUUGACUACUGAUAGGACAUGCAGACCAUGUGUUCGCUAAAAGAAAAUGGGUGUGAUAUCCAGUGGGGUGCUGAUAGUUCAUGCUAAUAUUUAACGUGUUGUAUAAUUGGGUUUUUUGGAGAGCUUUGUAACAAUGCAAUCUGAUCUAUGCAGUCUGUUUUCGCCAAAACUGUAGUCCAACAAACCCAGAGUGCCUCUUUUUACUGCACCGACAGGCACAGCCGUACGCGCAUUCGCCGAUAUAAUGUGACGACAGGACAAUUCUGCCAUUUCAAGAACCAGAACCAUCUCAAGCUGCCAUUUGACUGUGGUUUGAGGGAUCACGUAGAAAUGAUUACGGUAUGGUUUUGCUGCUCUGCUUAUAAUAUUUAGCAACUGUUGUGGUCUGGAAAUCUGAUCUCACAUCAGAUGUUGAUGAGCGCGAGGAAACCAGACCUCUCGCAGACCAGAAGAUUCCUCUUAGGAAUGAAGGAGACGUACAGUAUGUGGAUGUUUUGCUGCUGUUUUGUGCCUGUUUAACAUGCAAACCGGUGCCAUCGUAUCAUCAACCCCCACUCAGUACAACUACAUCACCAGUAACACAGACACCCAGGCGGAGGCUGCUGUUAGCAAUGCAUUCCUUGCCGUCUACAUGAAAUUUCUCGGUGAAAUCGGUGCUUGUGGCCAACAUUGAAUGUAUGUAUACUGUAUGUACAGGCUUUGUACAAAAUGUUGUUGGAUCAGAGAGUACCGGAUAUUCUUCUACUGACGUAUCUCACGUCUUUGAUUGUAUAAAUGUCCCCUGUAAAAUGUAAACCAAUGUACAUAAUAACAAUUCAAUAUAUAUAUAUAUAAAUAUUAUAUAUUUUUCUUGAUAUAUGUCAGAUGCAUUUACAAAUAAAUGGAAAAUAAGAA
Molecule: messenger RNA, 5918 nt
Organism: Danio aesculapii
Lineage: Eukaryota; Metazoa; Chordata; Actinopteri; Cypriniformes; Danionidae
Gene: klf15
Product: Kruppel like factor 15
Exons: 3
Coding region: 269-1597 (442 amino acids)
Biological process (GO): regulation of transcription by RNA polymerase II
Molecular function (GO): DNA-binding transcription factor activity, RNA polymerase II-specific; RNA polymerase II cis-regulatory region sequence-specific DNA binding
Source: RefSeq, a predicted model, not a curated record